AUGAAUGUUCUUGCUAUAUGUAACUUCGAUAUGAAGUUCAUAUAUGCAUAUAUCGGUGUACCUGGUAGAGCACAUGAUUCAAAGGUCUUGACUCAUUGUGCGAGGAAUGAGGCUUCUUUCCCACAUCCUCCUCCUGGAAAGUAUUAUCUAGUUGACUCCGGAUAUCCGACGAGGACAGGUUAUCUUGGUCCGCAUCGUAAUAUGCGAUAUCAUCUUGGCCAAUUUGCUACAGGAGGACCACCAGUUAGUGCACGGGAGUUGUUUAACCGAAAACAUUCAGGUUUGCGAUCAGUGAUUGAGAGGACAUUUGGAGUAUGGAAAGCAAAAUGGAAGAUUUUGGAUCGUAAGCAUCCAAAGUAUGGUCUGGUCAAGUGGAUUAAGCUGGUGACAGCAACGAUGGCGCUACACAACUUCAUACGUGAUUCACAUCGGGAAGAUCAUGAUUUUGUACAAUGGCAAAGUGAUGAUGAUGGAGAUGGAGAAGGAGAAGAAGCUGAUAGUGACGGUGAUGAUGAUGAUGAUGAUGGUGGUUGCGGUGGUGGACAUUUUGUAUAUGAGCCGACCGGUGAUAGAGCGAUGGAAGCUUUGCGUGAUAACAUCACAAAUGAGUAUAGUAGAGGUCAUUUACCGUAUUAA
Molecule: messenger RNA, 636 nt
Organism: Brassica oleracea var. oleracea
Lineage: Eukaryota; Viridiplantae; Streptophyta; Magnoliopsida; Brassicales; Brassicaceae
Exons: 1
Coding region: 1-636 (211 amino acids)
Source: RefSeq, a predicted model, not a curated record